This is a messenger RNA of Geosmithia morbida, 3111 nucleotides long. Its product is annotated as protein of unknown function (DUF1708). The transcript is spliced from 4 exons. NCBI's taxonomy places the organism in Eukaryota, Fungi, Ascomycota, Sordariomycetes, Hypocreales, Bionectriaceae. The coding region runs from base 1 to 3111 and encodes 1036 amino acids. The record is from RefSeq and is a predicted model, not a curated record.
AUGGCAGGUCUCUUCUCCCGCCUCAAAAGCGGCAAGGAGGGCACAAAGUCCAAGAAGAAGAAUGCUACCAGCCAGCAGCCCGCGUCGACGCCCGCCAAGCCGCAAUGGGACGAUGCAUGGACGCGCAGCAGCGUGGAGCCCGAGGAGAUUCACGAACUGAUCCGUUUCUGCACCGAGGAGCUCAAAUCUCGAGCACUCGAUCUUCCUUUCCUCCUGCUGCCCUUCCGACCGACCUCCGAUCCGAGCGCUGUGCGCAACUUUAUCCGCCACUUCUUUGGCCAGAAGCAGGCUGUGCGGGGCGAGAUUCUGGCCCAGGAGAUUCGCAUGACCAGUCCCAUGGUCCUCUCUGGCGUCGUGAAAUGGUGCUGGGGCCGCCUUCAGGGCGGUGUUGUCGGAUGGGACGCCUAUGAGCUAUUCAAGGUCGGAGAAUACGACUCCAACAUGGCCCGAGACUCCUUCAAGACUUUCAUCCCCAUUAGCGUCGAGAACGGUGCCCGCCAGCGCAUUAUCUUUGACUUCUUCGACCUGCUGGCCGCUGUUGCCGCCCACGGAAAGUCCAACGGUCUCGGUGGUCGCAAGCUCUCGCGCAUGGCUGCCUGGUGGGCCUUUGAGCAGAGGGACACCGGCAACGGCUUCGAGGGCGGCUACAAUGCCUGGCUCAAUGCCGCCGAUGCUACCAGCCACCUCUUCUUUGCCUACUUGAGGUCCGUGGCCCCCGAGCAGAACCUCACCGGUAUCUCCAUGCUCCCCAUGUCGCUCCAGAAGCUCCUGCAGGAGACCGAAUACCCGCCCCAAAAGCCCGAUCUCAUGAUGUCGCGGACCAACAAGGUCGUCAUGAUUGUCGAGACAGUCUCGCCGACGCCGUUUGCCCUGCUCCGGAGAGCCAAUCACUUCCAAUACCGCGACUCCGACAAGGCCCUGCAGGAGUUUGCCGCCUACGAGGACCCGGUCCAGUCGUUGUCCGAAGAGUGCAAGCGAGUUCUCAAGGCCGUCUCGGCCGCGAACCAGUCGCAGGUGUCGAGCAUAAAGCACUCGACCAGCUUGCGCGACGCCUCGUGGUCCCGCUUCGAGGACAUCGGCUUCUCCAGCACUCUCGAUGACGACGAUGCGGACGGCAACAACGGUGCUCUAAGCGCCGCCAGGAAGCAGCAGCAGCCAGGAGGGCUCCGGACGAGUCCCUCCUCCGGAAACGGCCUCGGCCGCCCGACCACCCCCUCCUGGGCCGAUUUCCUGUCCUCCGGCUUCGUCGAUGACAACAACCAGGCGAGAUCCAACCUUCUCCUCCCCCCCGACAAGUUCCUGCCGCCCAUCCAGGUGCCUGACAGGCAGCGCAGCUCGCAGUCGCACAACCCACGUCUCGAGACAAACCAGGAGCUAGACCCGGGAGAGCUAGCCAGCAUCACCUUCCUCGAUCUGGACGACGCCUUCUGGUGGGUGUGGAUGAGCAGCCUGGCGCCUGAGGAGACGCAGGACCGCAAGGCAGCAUUCGGACGCUGCGCCGUCGUCGAGACUAAUAUCCGGGGCGGCCGGUGGCUUGUCCUCGAGGAGAUGGUUGCAGGCGCAGCACCCGAGCCGCAGGAGGGCGCUUAUAUUGCCGAGAAGAAGGGUUUCUUCAACUGGACACGCCGCGGCAAGACGCUCAAGCGCCGCAAGUCGACGGGCAAGCAGCUCAACGAGCGGGCCGCGGCUGACAAGUCGACGACCAGCUUCGCCACGAGCGCCAGCAGGACCAACAUCGGCCCAGACACGCACGCCAAGAUCCAGGCCAAGGCCGCCCAGCUGCGUGCCGCCAGCGAACAGGAGAAGAGGCAGGAGGAGGCCCUCGCCGAGGCCCAGCGCCGCGGGCGCGAGGGUGACACGACCGACAAGACGAUGAGCGUCCUCACCAUGCAGACAAACAUUGUCCCCGACGCGUCGCCGGCCAUGAGAUGGGUCAGCAAGUACGACAGGGGUUCUAUCAAGGACGCCUACCUGGCCAACAGCAAUGCCGGCCGUGGCAUGGCCCUGUCCCCCGUUCCCACCGAGGACAGGCCGGCUCCCUCGACCAACGGUCCUCCCACGAUCAAGGAGGACGAGCCCAAGACGGCGCCCGCCGUGCCCGCCAAGUCGCCGGAGCCUAAGCCUGAGACGGAGACGGAGGAGGAACCUGUUCCCGGGAGCGAGGCUGCUCCUCCACCCGGAGACGAGAGCCCUGCUCCCGCCCCUGCCCCGGCCGACGAUACCGCCGACUCCAUUGCCCCCGCCCCGACGCCGUCGAGUAUCGCCCACGAUGACGAGGAAAAGCCGAACAAGAAGAUGCCCAAGUCCAAGUCCGGCGGCUUCCGCAAGCUCUUCUCGCGCAAGAACCGCAGCUCCAAGGUUCCCGACAACGCGGCCGCAGACAUCAACGCCAUGCUCCGCAAGGACUCCCAGAGCACUGAGACCUCUGCGGCCGCCACGCCCGAUGCCGCCACUCCCACGCGGGAGGUGGCCACUCCGGCCAACGACAGCGACCGAGACAACGGCACAACCGGUCCCGACACGCCCAAGGCCGCGGUUUCCGGUCCCACGCCGCCCGCCGAGGACACGGCCUCGGUGAGCGACCUCUCUGCCGUAGACGCCAGGGACGCGGCCGAGGCGAAGCGCGAAUUCGCCCGCUUCGACCAGGGUCCCCUCGACGACCAACCAGCCUUUUCCCCCCGCGACAACGAUGACGAUGACGAUGACGACGGCGACGCCACCCCUCCGCCCAUCGCGCGCCGUCCGGUCCAGCGCGGCACCCCCUCGCUCACCAGCUCGCAUGAGAUCCCGCGCGAGGAGCGCCUCAGCCACACCGCUGGUCCGGGGGUUCAGGAUCGAUGGGCACAGAUCCGCAAGAACGCCGCUAAUCGGUCGGCCACGUACCAGCGUCCCGAGGACGAGCAGGUCCCGGCUAGGAGCUUCCACAGCCGUUCACACCAGGGUGGUGGGGAGGAUGACGAUACCAGUGGUGAAGAGACAAUCGAGUCCCGCGUCGCCCGUAUCAAGGCUCGCGUGGCCGAACUGACAGGCUCGAUGGAGGGUGUCAACGGUCCUCAAUCCACUACGCCCAGCGCCCACAGUUCCCAGGGGAUCUCUCCUUCCCGGGCGUAA